AUGGAUCUAGAACGAAUAUUACAGCCGGUAAAAUUAGCAGACGAAGUUUUGUGUAGACGUGAGUCUAAUUUGAUUACUGCGGAAACUACUUUGAGAUUUAUUAUUAGCAAACUGAUAAAUAUUAAUAAACCGUUAGCCCGAAAACUUGUUGAUUCGUUGAGGAAACGAAUCUCAGAGCGGCGAACUGACUUGACAGCGGUUUUAUUAUACUUACAUGAUCCACAUAAGUACGAAGAAGACAAAAGUCAAUUUAUUUAUGAUGAAACAUUCAAUCUACCUCCAAAGAGUGUAAUACGCAAGGCCAUCAAAAAUAUAGUAGAAAGGCUAGAGUACACAGGAAGCAAUGCAGUAACCACUACUCCUGUUGAUGAUCCUUAUGAAGACAUCCCUCCUCUAAUCUCGAGACGCAAACGCAGCCGCAGCACCAAUGUCACUUGA
This is a messenger RNA of Parnassius apollo (apollo), 438 nucleotides long. NCBI's taxonomy places the organism in Eukaryota, Metazoa, Arthropoda, Insecta, Lepidoptera, Papilionidae. The record is from the annotation of a GenBank genome assembly.